Messenger RNA from Mirounga angustirostris (Northern elephant seal), 3795 nucleotides. It is a transcript of the gene XPO5, whose product is annotated as exportin 5. Gene Ontology annotation, molecular function: RNA binding; nuclear export signal receptor activity; small GTPase binding. The transcript is spliced from 32 exons. Lineage: Eukaryota; Metazoa; Chordata; Mammalia; Carnivora; Phocidae. The coding region runs from base 172 to 3774 and encodes 1200 amino acids. Gene Ontology annotation, cellular component: cytoplasm; RNA nuclear export complex; nucleus. The record is from RefSeq and is a predicted model, not a curated record. Gene Ontology annotation, biological process: protein export from nucleus; RNA export from nucleus.
AACCCCCGAUUCUUCCAGGCUGGAGCUUCUGCAGCUCACGCUCCUCCUCCCGCUCCCCACCCCCCAGCCAGCCGCGGCCCAGUACCAGCGUGUGGUCCCGCGAGGGGAGCGGUCGGUACCUCGUGCUCACGAGACGGCCGUGGUCCGCGCUCGUGGCGCGUGGCACUGGCCAUGGCGAUGGAUCAAGUGAACGCGUUGUGUGAGCAGCUGGUGAAAGCGGUGACGGUCAUGAUGGACCCCAGCUCCACCCAGCGCUAUCGGCUGGAAGCCCUCAAGUUUUGUGAAGAGUUUAAAGAAAAGUGCCCUAUCUGUGUCCCCUGUGGCUUGAGGUUGGCUGAGAAAACACAAAUUGCCAUCGUCAGACAUUUUGGCCUUCAAAUCCUGGAACACGUUGUCAAGUUUCGGUGGAACAGCAUGUCUCGAUUGGAGAAGGUCUAUCUGAAGAACAGUGUCAUGGAGCUGAUUGCAAAUGGAACACUGAAUAUUUUGGAAGAAGAGAACCAUAUUAAGGAUGUUUUGUCUCGAAUUGUAGUAGAAAUGAUCAAGCGGGAGUGGCCACAGCACUGGCCUGAUAUGCUAAUAGAACUGGACACCCUUUCCAAACAAGGGGAAACACAGACAGAAUUAGUGAUGUUUAUCCUUCUACGACUGGCAGAGGAUGUAGUGACCUUUCAGACACUACCCCCUCAAAGAAGAAGGGAUAUCCAGCAAACAUUAACCCAGAACAUGGAAAAGAUCUUCAGUUUUCUACUUAACACGCUUCAAGAAAAUGUAAACAAGUACCGACAAGUGAAGACAGAUAAUUCUCAGGAGUCAAAGGCCCAAGCAAACUGUCGAGUAGGAGUCGCAGCGCUGAAUACUCUAGCAGGCUACAUUGACUGGGUGUCCAUGAGUCAUAUCACUGCUGAAAACUGUAAGCUUUUAGAGAUGCUCUGCCUGCUUCUGAAUGAACAGGAACUUCAGUUGGGAGCAGCUGAGUGUCUUCUCAUUGCAGUCAGCAGAAAAGGCAAGUUGGAAGACCGGAAGCCCUUGAUGGUCUUAUUUGGGGAUGUUGCCAUGCAUUAUAUACUCUCGGCUGCACAGACUGCUGAUGGAGGAGGCUUGGUAGAAAAACACUAUGUCUUCCUGAAGAGACUCUGUCAGGUGUUGUGUGCUCUGGGCAAUCAGCUGUGUGCAUUACUGGGUGUGGAUUCUGAUGUAGAAACACCAGCAAACUUUGGAAAAUACCUGGAAUCUUUCCUUGCUUUCACAACCCAUCCAAGUCAGUUUCUACGUUCUUCAACUCAAAUGACUUGGGGGGCCCUUUUCCGGCAUGAGAUCCUAUCCCGUGACUCUUUGCUAUUAGCAAUAAUACCAAAAUAUCUUCGUGCUUCUAUGACUAACUUGGUCAAGAUGGGCUUUCCUUCUAAAACAGACAGCCCUAGCUGUGAAUACUCUCGGUUUGAUUUUGAUAGUGAUGAGGACUUCAAUGCUUUCUUCAACUCGUCCCGGGCCCAACAAGGAGAGGUAAUGAGGUUAGCAUGUCGUUUGGAUCCUAAGACUAGCUUCCAGAUGGCUGGGGAGUGGCUAAAGUAUCAGCUGUCAACUUCUGUUGAUACUGGAUCCAUGAACUCUGGAACUGGAGAAGGCAGCCUCUGCUCCAUCUUCUCAUCUUCAUUCGUGCAGUGGGAAGCCAUGACUUUUUUUUUGGAAAGUGUGGUCAACCAGAUGUUUCGGACACUAGAUAAAGAAGCAGUUCCUGUUAAUGAUGGAAUAGAGCUGUUGCAAAUGGUCCUGAACUUUGACACCAAGGAUCCUCUCAUCCUGUCCUGUGUCCUCACUAAUGUCUCAGCACUCUUUCCAUUUGUCACCUACAGACCAGAGUUCCUGCCCCAGGUCUUCUCUAAGCUAUUUUCAUCUGUCACUUUUGAAACUGUUGAAGAAAGUAAGGCCCCCAGAACCCGGGCAGUGAGGAAUGUGAGGAGACACGCUUGUUCCUCCAUCAUCAAGACUUGUCGUGACUACCCCCAGCUCGUACUGCCCAAUUUUGACAUGCUUUAUAACCAUGUGAAACAACUCCUCUCCAAUGAGUUACUCUUGACACAAAUGGAGAAGUGUGCCCUCAUGGAAGCCCUGGUUCUCAUUAGCAACCAGUUCAAGAACUACGAGCGUCAGAAGGUGUUCCUAGAGGAGCUGAUGGCACCAGUGGCCAGCAUCUGGCUUUCUGAAGACAUGCACAGAGUGCUGUCAGAUGUUGAUGCUUUUAUUGCCUAUGUGGGCGCCGAUCGGAAGAGCUGUGACCCAGGCCCGGAGGAUCCCUGUGGUCUAAACCGCGCACGAAUGAGCUUUUGUGUAUAUAGCAUUCUGGGUGUUGUGAAACGAACUUGCUGGCCCACUGACCUAGAAGAAGCCAAAGCUGGGGGAUUCGUGGUGGGUUAUACGCCCAGUGGAAAUCCAAUCUUCCGUAACCCCUGCACAGAACAGAUUCUGAAACUUCUUGACAAUUUGCUUGCCCUUAUAAGAACUCACAAUACUUUAUAUGCAUCAGAAAUGCUGGCCAAGAUGGCAGAGCCUUUCACAAAGGCUCUGGAUAUGCUUGAAGCGGAGAAAUCUGCAAUUUUAGGCUUACCUCAACCUCUCUUGGAACUGAAUGACUCUCCUGUCUACAAAACGGUCUUGGAAAGAAUGCAGCGUUUCUUCUGCACCCUCUAUGAAAACUGUUUCCAUAUUCUCGGGAAGGCGGGUCCUUCCAUGCAGCAGGACUUCUACACUGUGGAGCACCUUGCUACUCAGCUCCUCAGCUCGGCCUUUGUCAACUUGAACAAUAUUCCUGACUACCGACUCAGACCCAUGCUUCGGGUCUUUGUGAAGCCUCUGGUGCUCUUCUGUCCCCCGGAGCACUACGAAGCCCUGGUGUCUCCAAUCCUUGGACCUCUUUUCACCUACCUCCACAUGAGGCUUUCCCAGAAAUGGCAAGUCAUCAACCAGAGGAGCCUGCUGUGUGGGGAAGAUGACACCACAGAUGACAACCCAGAGUCUCAAGAGAUGUUAGAAGAACAACUGGUGAGGAUGUUAACCCGAGAAGUCAUGGACCUAAUCACCGUGUGCUGUGUUUCAAAGAGAAGCGCUGACCAUGGUACUGCACCCCCUACAGAUGGAGAUGAUGAAGAGAUGAUGGCCACAGAGGUCGCCCCCUCCACCAUGACGGAGCUUACAGACCUGGGCAAAUGUCUAAUGAAGCAUGAGGAUGUUUGUACGGCGCUAUUAAUUACAGCCUUCAAUUCCCUUGCCUGGAAGGAUACUCUGUCCUGCCAGAGGACGACCACCCAGCUCUGCUGGCCUCUGCUCAAACAAGUGCUGUCAGGGACACUGCUCGCAGAUGCUGUCACGUGGCUUUUCACCAGCGUGUUGAAGGGCUUACAGACGCACGGGCAGCACGAUGGCUGCAUGGCUUCCCUGGUGCACCUGGCCUUCCAGAUCUACGAGGCACUGCGUCCCAGGUACCUGGAGAUCAGAGCUGUGAUGGAACAGAUCCCGGACAUACAGAAGGACUCUCUGGACCAGUUUGACUGCAAGCUGUUGAACCCCUCUCUGCAGAAAGUGGCUGACAAGCGCCGGAAGGACCAAUUCAAACGCCUCAUUGCUGGCUGCAUCGGGAAACCCUUGGGAGAGCAGUUCCGAAAAGAAGUUCACAUUAAGAAUCUUCCCUCACUUUUCAAAAAAACGAAGCCAAUGCUGGAGACGGAGGUGCUGGACAACGAGGAGGGUGGCCUGGCCACCAUCUUUGAACCCUGAAUCAAACUUUUGGGCAUUCUU